This is a messenger RNA of Lotus japonicus, 1701 nucleotides long. Its product is annotated as pentatricopeptide repeat-containing protein At4g02750-like. Bases 115 to 1698 code for a protein of 527 amino acids. The transcript has a single exon. Gene Ontology annotation, molecular function: protein binding; RNA binding. NCBI's taxonomy places the organism in Eukaryota, Viridiplantae, Streptophyta, Magnoliopsida, Fabales, Fabaceae. The record is from RefSeq and is a predicted model, not a curated record. Gene Ontology annotation, biological process: RNA modification.
ACUCCCCUAAUUUGACCAUCCACUAAUUUCAAAAUCAUUAAGAAGUUCGAAAUGGGAGGACUUGAUUGACUCCAAUUGUUGAGUAAGACACAAGAGGGGAAAAGAAGAGAAAAGAUGCGUGGCGUGAAGAGGUGGUUGUUGCUGAAGCCAUGUUCCCGGAACAUGUGUACCGUUACAGCUUCACACCUGAACUACAUGAUCGAUGCUUGCAUACACAACAACAACAUAAAGCAAGCUCGCAAACUGUUAGACGACAACCCCUCAUCCCGCAACCUCGUUUCAUGGAACAUGGUCAUGACCGCCUACGUUCAACACCAUCAAAUUCAACUUGCCCGCGACCUGUUCGAUCAAAUGCCCCUGAAAGACGCUGUUUCCUGGAACAUCAUGCUCUCUGGUUUUCACAGAACCAGAAACUCCAAUGCCCUUUACCACUGUUUCUCGCAAAUGGGAAGGGCUGGUGUAGUCCCCAAUGAUUACACCAUCUCCACAUUGCUCAGAGCAGUUAUUGGCACUGAGCUGGAUGUUUUGGUCCACCAGCUUCAUGCUCGAGCAUGGCAUUUGGCACUCAACAUGAAUGUGUUUGUUGGGUCUUCGUUGAUCAGAGCCUAUGCUAGUUUAAGGGACGAGGCGGCUUUACGUCGAGUGUUUGAUGAUAUAUUAAUGAAAGAUGUUACAUCUUGGAAUGCUUUAGUUUCUGGUUAUAUGGAACUGGGAAAAUUGACUGAGGCUCAAACAACUUUUGAUCUAAUGCCCCAAAGAAACAUAAUUUCAUGGACCACUUUGGUGAAUGGUUAUGUCAAGAACAAGCUAAUUAACCAAGCAAGGUCUGUUUUUAACCAAAUGAGUGAGAGGAAUGUGGUGUCUUGGACGGCAAUGAUUAGUGGGUAUGUGCAAAAUAAGAGAUUUAUGGAUGCUUUGGAGCUUUUUCUCUUGAUGUUUAAGUCCGGGACUUGCCCCAAUCAUUUCACAUUUUCUACUGUUUUAGAUGCAUGUGCUGGUUGCUCCUCUCUUCUGAUGGGCCAGCAGGUUCACCUGUGUAUUAUCAAAUCUGGCAUACCAGAAGAUGUUGUAUCGUUGACCUCGCUUGUGGAUAUGUAUGCAAAAUGUGGGGACAUGGAUGCAGCAUUUUGUGUUUUUGAGUCCAUUCUGAAUAAGAAUUUGGUAUCGUGGAAUUCAAUAAUUGGCGGUUAUGCAAGGCAUGGGCUAGCUACCAGAGCAUUGGAGGAGUUUGAUAGGGUGGAAAAAGCUGGGGUUACACCUGAUGAAGUUACGUUUGUGAAUGUGUUGUCAGCAUGUGUGCAUGCUGGUCUUGUUGAAGAAGGUGAAAAGCACUUUGCUAAAAUGGUGACCAAGUAUGGAAUCCAAGCAGAGAUGGAGCAUUAUACUUGCAUGGUGGACCUCUAUGGAAGAGCAGGGAAAUUUGAUGAAGCAGAGAAAUUGAUCAAGUGUAUGCCAUUUGAGCCUGACUUGGUGUUGUGGGGUGCAUUGCUUGCAGCUUGUGGUCUGCAUUCAAAUGCAGAACUUGGAGAGUAUGCUGCAGAGAGGAUCCGAAAACUGGAGAGUAGUCAUCCUAUUUCUUACUCCAUGCUUUCUAAGAUCCAAGGUGAGAAAGGAAUAUGGAGCAGUGUGAAUGAUGUGAGGGACAUGAUGAAGGAGAGACAGGUCCAAAAGCAGCAGGCUUUUAGCUGGGUUGGGUAAUAU